Cuscuta campestris is the source of this 3179-nucleotide messenger RNA. The record is from the annotation of a GenBank genome assembly. NCBI's taxonomy places the organism in Eukaryota, Viridiplantae, Streptophyta, Magnoliopsida, Solanales, Convolvulaceae.
UAUAUGAUUUAAUACCUGUUUAGCACUACUCCGAAAAUAAUUAUUUCCGUCAUUUUGGCGGAUGCUAAAUUCCGGUUUUGUCCUUGGGUAUUAAAUAGGUGGGUAAUUGAUUUGAACCUGGCAGUGGGUUUUCACGAUUCUUGAGGACGGCUAUUCAGGCGCCAAAAUCGCUAUCAUAGGCUGUUGCAUGCGCCCCGUUUUUUGAGGCCGGAGAUUUAGCCGGCUGUUUCGCACUUCCAAAAUUAUAAUCUAGAAACAUGAAGUGUGCAGAGAUUGGGAACCCUGAUAGUCCUCAUCCGGUGAGAAGACGCAGUCUGAGAAUUGCAAUGGCGAAAGAUGAAGCUUUGCAAACUGGUGGACAAGCAGUGUCAGCGGAGGAUGAGCUGGAUGAAGUUCUGCUUAUUAAGCGAAUGGAGAAGGUUCAGGAAGUGCAGAGGUUGGAUAGAGGCGGCUUACUUGAUGGAAGGAUUAAUACAUACUGCAAUGUGAAUGAGGUCGCAAGACAAAUUAGGGCAAAACUGAAUCAAGAGGAGCUGGGCAGAUUUAGGACUUCAGCUUUCGGGGUGCUUUUGGAUGUUCUGGAUUGUCCAUGGAUCAGUGGGCAAUUGCUCAUUCAUUUGGUAGGGAAUUGUGUGCAGUCUACUGAUGAUAGUGGAAGGAAGGACAAGUUAAAAUUCAAGAUCCUUGGUAAUGAGGUGGUUUUGACGAAGGGGCAGUUUCAUUUGAUUACCGAUUUAAAGAUGGGCGGACACAGGGGGAUAAUGGAUAAUGGUGUGGGGGGUAGGUUUGCGGCGCGAUAUUUUCAGUCCAGUAAAUCAGUUAAGCGAAAAGAAAUCACAAAAGCAUUCUUAAGGUUUAAUCGCGAUGCGGAGGGGACAAUGCCGAGUGACGCGCUGAAGAUGUCGUUGAUUUACGCUUUGGCAAAUACGUUUCUAGGUAACCAGCCUUCAGUUAAUUUACCCAUGCAUUAUUUGAGUUUGGUUGAUGACAUAGAGAAGUUUAAUAACUACCCUUGGGGGGAUGACGUUUGGUCGGAGUUAGUCGAUCAUGUGUAUAGGUGUGCAUUAUGUAUUGAGAAGGGGGGUAGCACCCGGCCUACCUUCGGAGGAUACAUGUUUGCAUUACAGGUUUGGGCUUUUGAGACAUUCCCAUCGCUAGCCGAGGCUGGGAUGUGUGUCUUGGAUUCUGAGCGGGUGAAUUCGAUACCCCGGUGUCUGCGAUGGAGGGUCUAUGCAAAGUUUAGCUCUUCGAAAGUUUCUGACGCUCUUUUCAAAUCUGGGAAGCUUCAUGUUAAAGAUGUUGAGCCAACGGGUGAUGAGUUGUUGUUGGAUAAUGUGAAAGAGCUUUUUAAGGAUAAACCCAACACUGCAGUGAAGGCCAGUAAGAAGUUGUCACUUAGCCUUUCGAAGCGUGUUCGAAAUGUUAAGGAAAGGCAGGUGAAUAUACGCGAUGCGUUUGUUAGGCUGAAAACUGAAGGGAAAGCAUCUGGAAGUGAGGUGAAGUCCGCGGUUAAAAGGGAUGGAAAGGGCAGUGUCAAAGCAGAACAUGGCGCGGUGGAGCGGGAGCGUAAAGGGAAGAAGGUGUGUGUGGCAAAUACGGAUAGUGAGCAGAUGGAUAUGAUGAAGGAAAUCAAGGAGAUCAAGGAAAAACAGGAUGCGCAGGACAAGAAACUGGAUGAAAUCUUGGGCAUUCUUCGGCAAAAAACAGCGUCUGUUGAAGCCGGCUCAGCGUCUGGGAAAGGGUCUUUGAUGGGAGGUAAUGAAGAACCUAGGGUCCAGAAUGAAGGUAUCACUGUUGAGGGGAAUUCAGAUGCUGAGGGUAAAUGUGGGGUUGAUCUGGAUUUGAGUUGUGACGAUGGGGGGCCAUCCUUUGAUCUUUUAACUCCAUUGCCUAGAGUGGAUGCAGUUGGUGCUGAAAUACGAAAUGACAAGAAUGGAAAUGUUUCGGUGACAGAAGCGUGUGACCCAGUAAAGGAGUGGAAGUGUCCAGAUAUUCCAUACACUGAGACACAAUAUGAUCCGCGCUUCCUGGAUCUUAUUGACAGGCAGGAAGAGAUGAUCCUAAAGUCUUUACAGAAUGCAAGCAGUGGGUCCAGUGGUUCAAACAAGGGGAAACUUGGGCAGCACAUCGAUGGAGGCAAACGUAGACGUAGCUUGGAUGACGAUGAUUUUGAAAGAAUUUUUACUAGCAGCCGGGUGGGAAGUGGUGGACAAGGAGUGAAUGAUUCCAAUACCGAAUGUGUUGAGAUUGAAUGUCCCAAAAGGGUUCACAAGAAUCCGGAGAGAGAUACUCCCACGGAGGUCGAGCAUGAUAAGAAAAAGCGGAAGCUGGGGAGGUUGGAGCGUGCUAAGCAACACCUGAAUCAUGAUAGCCCUGUUGUAUGCCAUGGGCCCUUUUCAGAAGAUCCAAAGCCUGCGAAUGGGGAAAUAGAAAAGCAUGUUGAAAUAGCAAUGCAUUUCCUGGAAGUGAAGGGUAGGCAGUAUAACCUCCUGCAGAUGUACACAACUACAACCCCUUACUUCUUGCAAGGGUUGUAUAAUCACCAAGCAAUGGUAAAUGUUGGCAAGGCCAAGAAGGAGGAAGUUGUCACUAAUCGGAAUCUAAGCAGGAGGACAAUACGGGUAUACGAUUCAAAAGGAAAGAAGGGAAAGAGUUGUCGGGCAUUGAACGAAUACGUGCAAUGUCUCACCGAGUUGCUGCCUGUCCUGCUUGAUUUGUUGAGUGUAUAUGAUGAGCACUCGGAAGGCCCAAUGGGGAAAAAGAAGUUCAAUAUCGAGGUCGUUGAUGGGUGUCCACAACAAGAUGACGGGUGUAACUGUGGGAUGUUUAUGUUGAAGUUUGCAGAGUAUCUAAUGAUGGAUAGAAAAAUUUCUGAUGUUCAUGCACGCGACAUGGAGGGGUACCGGGUUAAGAUGACUACGGAGCUCAUGGUAUACAGUAAUGAGCUGAAAGAGAAGGCCGAAGACAAAUAGCCUUAGGGUGUGAAAUUAUUUGCAAUGUUUCUGCAUGGUGUGGACAGUUUUUUUUUGGGAUGGGGGUAGUUUGUAGUAGGUGGUGUCUCAGGAUUUGAAAUGUGAUGUUGUUUUUUGUUGAAUGGGUGGUACGGUAUUUUUGUCGUUUUGAUUAGUUGUUUUUUUUUGUCUUUUGAUAUUUAUUAAGUCAGACAUUGUGAUGUGUUG